Macrobrachium nipponense is the source of this 828-nucleotide messenger RNA. Its product is annotated as zinc finger MYM-type protein 1-like. The coding region runs from base 1 to 828 and encodes 275 amino acids. The record is from RefSeq and is a predicted model, not a curated record. The transcript has a single exon. NCBI's taxonomy places the organism in Eukaryota, Metazoa, Arthropoda, Malacostraca, Decapoda, Palaemonidae.
AUGGUUGAUGCUACCCCGGAUAUGUCACAUACUGAACAAAGUACAUUCAUCCUGAGAUACCUAACUUGUGAUGAAUGUGGUAAAUACCUGAUACAAGAGAGAUUUCUUUCAUUUAUUGAUGACAGUAAGAAGACAGGGGCAGACAUUUCAGAGAUGAUAUUAAAAUUUCUUAGUGAUUCUCAUAUUCCUUUUGAAGAUUGCAGAGGUCAGGGAUACGACAAUGGUAGUAAUAUGUCAAGUGAGUACAAUGGAGUCCAGAGCCAUCUUAAAAGAAAGAAUCCUCUCUGCUGUUUCUCACCUUGUGGCUGUCAUUCCUUAAACUUGUGUGGUUCUGAUGCUGCUGCUUGUUGCAAAGAGGUAGUAACAUUUUUUGGGAUGGUACAGACAGUAUAUAAUAUUUGCUCGAGCAGUCCCAAACGCUGGGAGAUACUUAAGAGUCACAUUGCGGCAUCUCUUCACGGUUUAUCUGGAACUCGGUGGACAGAUAGAGUAGCUAGUGUCAGGCCCUUUGCACACCAUUUACCUGGUAUUCUCGCUUCACUUAAAGAAAUAUCCCAACUGAAGAGUUUAACAGCUAAAACUAAAGUAGAUGUGGCAGCCGCUAUUAAGUAUGUGUCUUCUUUUGAAUGUAUUUUGAUGGCUGCUUUUUGGUUCAAGUUAUUGAAUUCAAUAGAUCAGAGAAAUCAGGGGAUUCAAGCUCAGUCUUCUACUGUAGAUAUUGAAGUAAAAAACAUAGAGGACUUGGAAACUGAAUUGCAGUCUCUCAAAAAGAAGUGGCAUUUAAUUUAUGAUGAAGCCAAAGUUGUUGCAGUUGCCAUGAAACAUUGA